AGUAGCUUAAACAUUUACUUGUAUCGAGAACCAUUUAUUAACGUUGUUUACAUUGUACAAUCUUGACCAAAAUGUUUAACUCCGAUUUUAAAAAACUGCAACGGAAAUCAAAUAAAUUUAAACAAACCGUGUCUGAACGCUCUAAAAAUUGGGGCAAGAGAAAGUUUACGCCGAAAGCAUUUGGACGCUCCGAACCUGCGCCAAUGGAAGAGGAGGCCAAACCAUGGCAACAUGUGAAAAACGAUAUUUUAGAGGAUGAGCACGAACAACAAAGCGCCGAUCGCUUUAAUAUGCAAAGCCAAAGCGCCAAAGAAAUAUUAAAGCAACGUGAACGAAAUCAUCGUCGCAAUGUAAUAGAGACAAGUCGUAACGAAAAACCGAAAUGGGAAACGUUUGAUGAUAAAGAAACUACAAACAAAUCAAGAAAUAAUAUUGUCGAAAAUAUUACAAGAGAUCCCACGAAUAUGUCCUUCAAAGAACGCAAUUACCUGCGUCGGAAAUUAACAAAAGCUGUGAUUGCAGAGAAGUCGGGCACACUGAAAUCCGCCAUAAACGACAUGAAACGGAAUCCAAUAACUAACAAUAAAUUUAGAAAAUAAUCCUUUUUUUUUAG
This is a messenger RNA of Drosophila hydei, 613 nucleotides long. RefSeq lists its product as uncharacterized. The coding region runs from base 72 to 599 and encodes 175 amino acids. The record is from RefSeq and is a predicted model, not a curated record. The transcript has a single exon. NCBI's taxonomy places the organism in Eukaryota, Metazoa, Arthropoda, Insecta, Diptera, Drosophilidae.